This is a messenger RNA of Meleagris gallopavo (turkey), 4065 nucleotides long. The record is from RefSeq and is a predicted model, not a curated record. Lineage: Eukaryota; Metazoa; Chordata; Aves; Galliformes; Phasianidae.
AUGGAUGGCUCUAGUCAAACUGUUGUCAUAGAAACACAAAUAUCUAGACCUAUGGCACUUACAAUAGAUUAUGUCAACCACAGACUGUAUUGGGCUGAUGAAAAUCACAUCGAAUUUUCUGACAUGGACGGAUCUCAUAGACAUAAAGGUAAUGAUACAGUCUAUUGGACCGACAUGGGUUUCAACAAAAUUAGCAGAUCUAAACGGGACCAAACAUGGAAAGAAGAUGUUGUUACAAAUGGCUUGGGAAGAGUUGAAGGCAUUGCAGUGGAUUGGAUAGCAGGUAACAUAUAUUGGACAGAUCAUGGCUUCAACUUAAUUGAAGUUGCCAGGCUCAACGGCUCAUUCCGAUAUGUAAUCAUAUCCCAGGGUCUGGACCAGCCAAGAUCUAUUGCAGUACACCCCGAAAAAGGGUAUUUAUUUUGGACAGAGUGGGGACAGAUUCCUUGCAUAGGAAAGGCGUAUUUGGAUGGAUCUGAGAAGGUUGUUCUCGUGAGCCUAGGGAUUGUGUGGCCUAAUGGGAUUUCCGUUGACUAUGAGGAAAAUAAAUUAUAUUGGUGUGAUGCUCGUACCGACAAGAUAGAAAGAAUUGACCUUGAGAGUGGAGGGAAUCGGGAGAUUGUGCUGUCAGGGAGCAAUGUGGAUAUGUUUUCAGUUGCGGUGUUCGGAGCUUACAUCUACUGGUCUGACAGAGCACAUGCAAAUGGCUCUAUUAGAAGAGGCCACAAGAAUGAGGCCACGGAUGCUGUGACCAUGAGGACUGGCCUUGGAAUAAACCUGAAGGAAGUGAAAGUCUUUAAUAGAGCACGAGAGAAAGGUACUAAUGUUUGUGCCAAGAAUAAUGGUGGAUGUCAUCAACUCUGUCUUUAUCGAGGAAAUGCACAAAGAACUUGUGCGUGCGCACAUGGCUAUCUUGCAGAAGAUGGAAUUACCUGCUUAAGACAUGAAGGUUACCUCUUAUAUUCAGGAAGGACAAUAUUAAAAAGUAUACAUCUGUCAGAUGAAAACAACUUAAACUCACCAGUAAGGCCAUAUGAAAAUCCAGAAUACUUCAAAAAUGUGAUCGCUCUUGCUUUUGACUACAGUCUCAAAGGAAGAGGUACUAAUCGGAUAUUUUUCAGUGACGCACACUUCGGAAAUAUACAAGUUAUUAAUGACAACUGGGCUGGCAGAAAAGUGCUAAUAGAAAAUGUUGGGUCAGUGGAGGGGCUUGCUUAUCACAGAGCUUGGGACACUCUAUAUUGGACCAGUUCAACCACAUCCUCAAUCACAAGACACACCGUUGACCAGAGACGUCGAGGAGCUUUCAACCGGGAAGCAGUAAUCACAAUGUCUGAAGAUGAUCAUCCACACGUACUAGCUCUAGAUGAAUGUCAAAAUUUAAUGUUUUGGACUAACUGGAAUGAGCAGCUCCCGAGCAUCAUGAGAUCUACCCUCUCAGGCAAAAAUGCACAGGUUAUUGUUAGUGCGGAUAUUUUGACACCAAAUGGACUUACCAUUGAUCAUAGGGCGGAGAAACUUUACUUUUCAGAUGGCAGCUUGGGAAAAAUUGAGAGAUGUGAAUAUGACGGAUCACAGAGAUACGUAAAUAAAAAGCUAUGGUGGGCAGACCAGAAUUUGGCUCAGAUUGGAACUUGUAACAAACGAGAUGGAAGAAACCCAACUAUCCUACGAAACAAGACUUCAGGUGUUGUGCAUAUGAAAGUAUAUGAUAAGGCAGCACAGCAAGGUAGCAACUCCUGUCAAUUCAGUAAUGGUGGAUGUUCCCAGCUCUGUUUACCAACAUCAGAAACCACAAGAACCUGUGUUUGUACAGUAGGCUACAACCUCCAAAAAAACCGCAUGGCAUGCAAAGGUAUAGAAUCAUUUGUUAUGUAUUCUGUUCAUGAAGGGAUUAGAGGAAUUCCUCUUGAUCCAAAUGAUAAAAUGGAAGCUUUAAUGCCUAUAUCCGGAACCUCAUUUGCAGUGGGCAUAGACUUCCAUGCAGGUUUAUCAGUAGAUUAUGUGGAGAACAAACUUUACUGGAUCAGUUCAGGAAAUGGAACCAUUAAUAGAUGCAACCUGGAUGGUGGCAGUCUUGAAAUAAUAGACUCCAUGAAAGAAGAUUUACCAAAAGCCACAGCUUUAACAAUAAUGGCUUCAAAUCCAUGUGCUGCUAAUGAGGGCAGAGGUCCAUGUUCUCACAUGUGUCUGAUCAAUCACAACAGAAGUGCUGCAUGCGCAUGUCCACAUCUGAUGAAACUUUCUUUAGACAAGAAAACAUGUUAUGAAAGGAAGAAAUUUCUUCUUUAUGCAAGACGUUCAGAAAUAAGAGGAGUGGACAUAGACAACCCCUACUUCAACUUUAUUACAGCCUUCACUGUUCCUGACAUUGAUGAUGUGACGGUCAUAGAUUUUGAUGCUGUUGAGGAGCGGUUGUAUUGGACUGAUGUGAAAACACAAACCAUCAAGCGUGCCUUCAUUAAUGGUACUGGUUUAGAAACUAUUAUUUCAAGAGAUAUUCAGAGUAUCAGAGGUCUUGCUGUGGAUUGGAUAUCACGGAAUUUAUACUGGAUUAGCUCAGAAUUUGAUGAAACACAAAUUAAUGUGGCACAUUUAGAUGGUUCCUUAAAAACCUCAAUCAUCCACGGAAUUGAUAAACCCCAGUGUCUUGCAGUUCACCCAGUAAAAGGUAAGCUUUAUUGGACUGAUGGAAACACAAUUAACAUGGCUAACAUGGAUGGCAGCAAUAGCAAAAUCCUCUUUCAGAAUCAAAAAGAUCCUGUUGGGAGAUGCAUUAGCAAAGCGUGGCUAUGUGAUGGCGAUAUUGAUUGUGAGGAUCAGUCUGAUGAGGAUAAUUGCGAGGGCUAUAUGUGUGGACCACCAAAAUACCCUUGUGCUAAUGAUACCUCCAUCUGCCUACAGCCUGAGAAGCUCUGCAAUGGGAGAAGAGAUUGUCCUGAUGGAUCUGAUGAAGGCGAUCUUUGUGAUGAGUGUUCACUUAAUAAUGGUGGAUGUAGUCAUCAAUGUUCUGUGGUUCCUGGAGGAAGAAUUGUGUGCUCAUGCCCUGUAGGAUUCAAUCUCAGUGUAGACAACAAAACUUGUGAACUUAUGGAUUAUUGCACCAAGCACCUUAAGUGUAGUCAAGUAUGUGAACAACAUAAAAAUAAUGUGAAAUGCUCAUGUUAUGAAGGCUGGAAGCUCAGUAAGGAUGGAGAAAAUUGCAUUAGUACUGAUCCAUUUGAAGCUUUCAUAAUUUUUUCUAUUCGACAUGAGAUCAGAAAAAUUGAUCUUCACAAACGUGACUACAGCCUUUUGGUUCCUGGUUUAAGAAAUACAAUAGCACUUGAUUUUCAUUUCAGUCAGAGUUUACUGUACUGGACAGAUGUGGUGGAGGACAAAAUUUACAGAGGCAAGCUUUCUGAUACUGGAGGUGUAAGUGCCAUUGAGGUGGUAGUACAGCAUGGCUUGGCGACGCCUGAAGGUCUUACUGUAGACUGGAUUGCAGGAAACAUAUACUGGAUAGACAGCAAUCUGGACCAAAUAGAAGUUGCAAAGUUAGAUGGUACUUUGAGAACAACGUUAAUAGCAGGAGCUAUGGAACAUCCAAGAGCUAUUGCUUUGGAUCCCAGAUAUGGAAUUCUAUUUUGGACAGACUGGGAUGCAAAUUUUCCUCGCAUUGAAUCUGCUUCUAUGAGCGGAGCGGAAAGAAAGAUCAUAUAUAAAGAUAUGGAUACUGGAGCCUGGCCUAAUGGCCUUACAGUGGAUCAUUUUGAGAAAAGAAUAGUAUGGACAGAUGCCAGAUCAGAUGCUAUUUAUUCCGCAUUAUAUGAUGGAACCGGCAUGAUAGAGAUUAUACGGGGUCACGAAUAUCUUUCUCACCCCUUUGCUGUUUCUUUGUAUGGGAGCGAAGUAUACUGGACAGAUUGGCGGACCAAUACACUUGCAAAAGCCAAUAAAUGGACUGGCCAGAACGUCAGCGUUAUACAAAAAACAAGUGCUCAACCCUUUGAUCUUCAGAUAUAUCACCCAAGUCGUCAGCCACAAGGUGAUAUUUUAAUAGAACAGUUAAUCAUUAUUUCAUGA